AGGACAGAGGGAAGAGUCUGCAGGCUGAUCGCAGUCUCCUACGGUGUUCGGCGUAUGUUGUAUGUUACCGAACCGCGCUCAGUGACGGAAGCUGGAGAAGACGCAGACGCAGACGCGCUGGCUCGACGCGUGCUCAUUACCUUCCGACAGCUCUGUUGGGAGAGGAGAUGGCUUAGGUCGCCAGUCCCACAUGCAUGCACACAGAGGUGGAGUGAGUGAAGCGCUCGCCUCCUCCUCCUCGCCUCUCCCCGGACCUCAGUCUGCACCAUGAGCGUGGCUCUGCAGGAUCUGCGGAAUAACAUGUCCAACUACAAGCGUGCGACUUUUGAGGAGGAAGAGGGGUCAGACAUUCCAGCUGAUGGAGCCAUUUCUCCUGACAGUGUGGAGGUGGGUUUCCGGAAAGGUGGUAUCCAGUUGUGUGGUGGAUUAGGACGGAGGACUCAGCUGGAGAUUGUGUUGGCUGCUUUACUUGUGGCCUCUCUCUUAUCACUUUUUGCAUGUGCUGUUACCCUGGGAGUUCAUUACAAAAAUGAUCCAUCAUGUAGCCUGUGUCUGACGGAGGCGUGUGUGACAGUGGCCAGUAAGAUCGUGGAAUCUCUGGAUCGCACAGUAGACCCAUGUCAGGAUUUCUACCAGUAUGCAUGCGGUGGCUGGAUUCGCAAAAACCCUCUUCCUGAUGGGCGCUCACGUUGGAGCACCUUCAACAGCAUCUGGGACCAGAACCAGGCCAUGCUCAAACAUCUACUGGAGAACGGCACCUUUAACUCUAGUAGUGAAGCAGAGAAAAAAGCUCAGUUCUACUACUUGUCCUGUCUGAAUGAGCAGCGAAUUGAGGAGUUGGGAGCCCAGCCACUCAUCGACCUCAUCACGAAGACAGGGGGUUGGAACAUUACUGAGCCUUGGGAAAAGGAUAACUUCAUGGAGGUGCUGAAGACAGUCUCAGGCCCAUACAGAGCUCAGCCUUUCUUCACUGUGGGGGUCAGCGUGGACCCUAAAAACUCCAACAGUAACGUAAUUCAGGUUGACCAAUCCGGACUCUUCCUUCCCUCCCGGGAUUAUUACCUCAAUAAGACUAAUGAAAAGGUUUUGAAGGCAUAUCUUGACUACAUGGUAGAGCUUGGGUUGUUGCUGGGAGGCGAUAAAAACUCCACUCAGAGUCAGAUGCAACAAAUUCUGGACUUUGAGACUGCACUCGCCAACAUCACUGUGCCCCAGGAUGAGCGCAGGGACGAGGAGAAAAUCUAUCACAAAAUCACCGUUGCUGAGCUGCAGACACUCGCACCAGCUGUGGAUUGGCUGGACUACCUGACCUCUGCCCUUUCACCCCUUGAGCUCAAUGAUACAGAACCGGUGGUCGUGUACGCCAAGGAAUAUCUGCAGCAGGUCUCGGACCUCAUCAACAAGACGGACCGCAAUUUGCUGAAUAACUACAUGAUUUGGAAUCUGGUACAGAAAGGAGUAUCCAGCCUGGACCAGCGCUUUGAAAACGCCCAGGAUAAACUCCUGGAGAGUCUAUAUGGCACCAAAAAGUCAUGUACUCCUCGCUGGCAGACCUGUAUUGGAAACACAGAUGACACUCUGGGUUUUGCUCUUGGUGCACUGUUUGUUAAAGCCACCUUCGACAAACACAGCAAAGAGAUUGCUGAGGGUAUGAUCAAUGAGAUCCGAUCUGCUUUUAAAGAGGCUUUGGAUAACCUCAGUUGGAUGGAUGAACAGACACGACAAGCGGCCAAGGACAAGGCUGAUGCCAUCUAUGACAUGAUCGGUUUUCCAGACUUCAUCCUGGACCCCAAAGAGUUGGAUGAAGUAUAUGAUGGGUAUGAUGUCUCGGAGGACAACUUUUUCCAGAACAUGCUCAACUUCUACAACUUCUCAGCCCGAGUGAUGGCAGACCAGCUGCGCAAACCUCCAAACAAAGACCAAUGGAGCAUGACUCCUCCUACAGUGAAUGCGUACUACAUGCCCACCAAGAAUGGCAUUGUGUUUCCGGCUGGAAUCCUACAAGCUCCGUUCUAUGCUCGGGACCACCCCAAAGCACUAAACUUUGGGGGCAUUGGAGUGGUCAUGGGACAUGAGCUUACUCACGCUUUUGAUGACCAGGGCAGAGAGUAUGAUAAGGAUGGGAAUCUUAGGCCAUGGUGGCAGAACUCUUCAGUGGAUGCGUUUAAGAACCGCACAGAGUGCAUGGUGGAUCAGUACUCUCAGUACACCAUCAAUGGAGAACACAUCAAUGGCAAACAAACCUUGGGAGAGAACAUUGCAGACAAUGGAGGCUUAAAGGCUGCCUAUCAUGCUUACAGGUCAUGGGUAAAGAGGAAUGGGAAAGAGAAAAGACUCCCUGCAGUCAAUCUGACCAAUGACCAGCUCUUCUUUGUUGGGUUUGCACAGGUUUGGUGUUCUGUUCGGACACCAGAAAGUGCCCACGAGGGCUUAAUGACAGAUCCUCACAGUCCACCCAAAUACCGUGUCAUUGGCACACUGUCUAACUCUCCUGAAUUUGCGCAGCAUUUCCAGUGUCCACUGGGCUCGCCUAUGAACUCAGGCCACCGCUGUGAGGUGUGGUAAGAGCAGAAACAGCAGGUCCACUGGUAUGCUUUGCUUCGACCAGUCAGGCGGAUAGACUAUAACUUUUCUCAAGCACUGGACUACUACUUAUUCUUUUCAUACUCUACAAGAAAAAUGUUAUGUUGCUGGAUAUGAAGCUGGUUUUUUUGAUGGGUAGUGCCAGAGCCAGGAAGAUGCGCGGAGUCAGCCAUUGUUUUUGUCCAGCAACUGAUGUCUCACUCCCCUUCUGCACGGCCACAAAAGCCUACAGUACAUGGGGCUUUCCUAUUUAUUAUUUGCUGCACUUGAACUUACAGUAUGUGGGGCAUAAUGACAAGGGUGAAGAAGCUUUUUUUUAUGCUUGUGUGGGUUUUUAUUUUUUCAGUUCUUCAGUUGGACAUGCCUCAUUCUCCCCAAACCCUGUGAUGUCAGAGGGAGCACCUCAUCUUGCUUUGACCUCACAAGGAACCUUUGAUUCUGUCUGUGACCUCACGAGAAGUGCCAUACUGUCUCCGUUAUUUCACAGGAAGUAUUAGGAAAGAGAACUGCUGAGCUUCAUCUGCCUAUGAGGCCACAGGAAGGAAGUGACAUCAUGCUUUUCUGUAUUAUGAUUUUGUUAAGUGGCUUACAGCUGGUAGAUACUUUGUGAUGAAGCACUGCCACUAAUCUGUCUUACAACCUGUGUAUUAUUUCCAUUCACUUAUUUACCUGUUGACAAAGUUGAAGUGACCUGGUUGUUUAAAAGUGCUCUUUGCCAAAGAAUGUUUGGGAUUUUUUUUUUUUUUAUAGUUUUUUGUUCUUUGAGUGAGUAGAAAAAAAAAUGCUUUUCUUUACAUUGAUCAUGAGAGGUAUGCGAGAGGUGUUCGCUAGUGUUUAUUUUAAUGUCUGUGAGUUUCUUGUUUGUGUUGAACAUUCAAUGAUGUCUAGCCUGAUAAAUAAAUUUCAAAGCAUUCAGAACCACUAAAGAAAAGGUGACGUGAGGCUGCAUGAGUGAAGAUAAGAGUAACCGUUAGAUCAACCCUUGAAUUGCUGCUGACUGCUAUUCCCCCUGUGAUGUACAGUUUACAUUCUUUAGUCUUAUAACAAAGUACAGUGCUCCACCAUAAAUAUCAACGAAGUUAACAAGCGAGUGAGACGAAUGCCCGUUCUCGUGAAUUAUCACUGAUUUCUCAUUCAAACUGCUCUCUGUACAAUUGCUUAUUAGCAGGUUUAGGAUUUUGGCUGGUUUUGGUUAAAUGAGCAGUCAGUAAUUUAGUGUUUGUUAACCUGAAUGUUGAGUUUAUGAACUGAUGAGCAACAAGCAAGGAAAGUAGACACCUUAUGCUGACAGGUUGGAUGUUUUCCAUUUUCAGAAAAUUAGGGCAGGCAGAGACUGGAGCAGAUGACAGUGUUGCAAUUUAACCACCAAUUACACCUGUAAUGGCAUUAUGUUUGACUGACCAGACUCAUGGUGACUGACUCAUGGUUUUUAAACAGGAAUUUCACUAGCCAUCGCUCUACCACCUCUUCAGCCCAAAGAAAACUGACCGUUUAUUUUAAAGCUGCUGAUGUAUGACUUCACUCAUUCACCACCCCUUUAAAUGAAACUCUCUAGCUCUGUUGUGACUGGUACAGUGUUAGCUGUGCUGUUUUGUCUGUUGCUGUUUCAUUCUCUGUCGUUUGCUUAAACAUAAGGUUAGGAUUGUAAAAAUCUGUUCUGUUGUUCUGUCUAAUUGGGAGAGGUGUCACGUCACUCCACCUGCCUUAUAAUGCACUUCGGCUGCAGUGUCCGUGUCUCAGUGUCAAUAGAUCCAGAGUUUGUGUGCUUCUUCAGGUCUGCAAUCUCAGGCUACUGAUUUGUCAUUGUUGCACCUCCAAUGUUCUGUGUGCUUAAAGAAACCCCGUUCACAGAGCAUUUCUCUGCCUGCUUCUGUAGGUGUGCUUUUGCAUCCCACAUGCUGUCUGAUCUCUCUGUUGAUCUGGGAUUUGAGCUUUGGUAAGAUUUGUGUUUGCCCUUAAACAUCUGAAGAGUAAAAUAUAGAAAUGUAUACAUGAUCUAAUCUAAAUGGAACUUUGAAGUUCUUGAAAGUCUUUAACUAGACAGAAGAGUUCUCUAUUGACAUCUGUGUGUCCUUUUACCAGCCAUUAUUGAUCAUCUUGGUGAAAAACAGCUAAUUACAGGCUUAAUUUAAAGUUUACACGGGGUUUAGUUCACUGAAAUUCCUGGUAAAUGAAAGGCAGUACCAAGCUUGUGUCAUGGAGAAAAGUGUCCAUAACCGAUUGGAUUUAAUUCUCAUUUCUCUGAUUUCAUAGUCAUCCACACACAUAUAGUUGUUGGUCUAUAAUUUUUUUUUUUUAAAUAUGUAUUUUGAUGUUCUAGCAUUAUUUAAGUCACCAAUGAAAAAUUUUUGUAAGUUUGUUAAUACAAAAGUAAAAUGUAAGGGGUUACACUGAUUGCGUUUUAGUUUAUUUGACAAGUGCAUUCUGUCUGAGGACACGCUGCCCAGCCUAUAGUGCAACAUUCCACAUCAAGACGUAUCAAAGAAACUGAAAUAAAGAUUAUAUAUUAUAAAAA
Tachysurus vachellii is the source of this 5098-nucleotide messenger RNA. RefSeq names its product endothelin converting enzyme 2b (gene ece2b). Gene Ontology annotation, cellular component: plasma membrane. The transcript is spliced from 20 exons. NCBI's taxonomy places the organism in Eukaryota, Metazoa, Chordata, Actinopteri, Siluriformes, Bagridae. The record is from RefSeq and is a predicted model, not a curated record. Gene Ontology annotation, biological process: protein processing. Gene Ontology annotation, molecular function: metalloendopeptidase activity. Bases 268 to 2565 code for a protein of 765 amino acids.